CUUCCUAUUCCUUCCUUUCCUUUUUAUUUUUAUUUUUAUUUUUAAUUUUUUUUCUCUUAUUUUAUAUAUCUCUUCCCUUUCUCUCUCUUCGAUUCCAUCCGAAUCCCCAAUCCCUUGAUUUCACGCACCUCCGAUCCUCUCGCAUUCUCGUCAAUCCCAGAUUGGUGACAUGGUGCUGAAUUUGUUCUAAAUUUGUGCCUUACGUGGCGCAAGGGCUUGUGGAUUAAGGGGUUUUUUCUUGCUGCUUGAUCUGGUUCAGAUCUUGGAAAUUGGGUUUUUUUAAUCAGAGCGUCGGAGCUGGGGUUUGGCAGAAGAGUGGCAGGUCUUCAGGGUGAUUCCAUGCUUGUUUUGGCUUCUGACGACGUCUUAGUGGGGAAUGUGUGAUUGCUGAGGGGUCCUCUGCGCUGUUUGUGGAGGAUCCCGUCACUAGGAACUUGAACUAGGGUUAGUGUUCUCUAGGAUUAAUAAGCCUUUGUGGUGAUGGAGAAAGCUCUUUGCUUUCAUCUAUGUCCGUGAAGUUGCGUAGUGAAGGGAAACGUUGGGGAAGGCGGUGGCUUUUCAACCGAUAACUUUGGUCGGGUGGAUAAAUUUGAACAAAAUGUUUAGCCCUGGGACUGAUAUGUCUCAAGAUGCGAGUGGAGUCGUGCUGAUUCCAACUCGGUUUGUGUGGCCUCAUGGUGGCAAAAGAGUGUUCCUAACUGGUACCUUUACAAGGUGGUCUGACCAUAUACAAAUGUCCCCUAUGGAGGGUUGUCCUACUGUUUUUCAGACUAUUUACAGAUUGGCUCCUGGGUUUCAUCAGUACAAGUUCUGCGUCGAUGGGGAAUGGCGGCAUGAUGAACGGCAACCUUAUGUCAAUGGGAACUAUGGGAUAGUGAACACUGUGCUUUUAACCCAGGACCCUGAUCCUAUACCUGCAAUGUUAAGCCCUGAGACUGGAAACAGAAUGAAUAUGGAUGUUGACAAUGAAAAUGUUCAGCGUGUGGCCACAUUAUCUGGUGCACUGCAGGAGUCAGCUUUGAGAAGCUCUGAUACUGACCUUGAGAUUUCUCGACACCGUAUAUCUGGUUUUUUGUCAGCACAUACUGCUUAUGAAUUGCUUCCAGAGUCGGGCAAGGUUGUUGCCCUUGAUGUUAAUUUGCCUGUGAAGCAAGCAUUUCAUAUUUUAUAUGAGCAGGGAAUUCCUGUGGCUCCGUUGUGGGACUUUUACAGAGGGCAGUUUGUUGGAGUACUAAGUGCCUUGGACUUCAUAUUGAUUUUGAGAGAGCUGGGAAACCAUGGCUCAAAUCUGACAGAGGAGGAGCUGGAAACACACACUAUAGCUGCUUGGAAAGAAGGAAAACAACAACUUUGUAGACAAAUGGGUGAGCAUGGAGGAACAUUUAACAGGCAUCUUAUUCAUGCUGGUCCCUAUGAUUCAUUGAAAGAUGUAGCAUUGAAGAUCUUGGAGAAUGGAGUGGCCACAGUUCCAAUAAUCCACUCAGCAUCUUAUGAUGGGUCAUUUCCACAGUUGCUUCAUCUUGCAUCUCUUUCGGGAAUACUGAAAUGUAUUUGCAGGCACUUCAGACAUUCUUCUAGUUCUCUACCUAUUUUACAACAACCAAUUUGCACAAUCCCGCUUGGCACAUGGGUUCCAAAAAUUGGGGAAUCAAAUGGUCGUCCACUGGCAAUGCUACGGCCACAUGCAUCACUUAGCUCUGCGCUUGCUCUUUUGGUUCAAGCUCGAGUGAGUUCAUUGCCUAUAGUAGACGACAAUGAUUCUUUGCUCGACACAUAUUCUAGAAGUGAUAUCACAGCAUUGGCUAAAGACAGAGCUUAUGCACAGAUUCGCCUUGAUGAAAUGAGUAUUCAUCAGGCAUUGCAACUUGGACAAGAUGCAAAUUCGCAUUUUGGAUUUUUUAAUGGGCAAAGAGUUCAAAUGUGUCUCCGUUCUGAUUCUCUGCAACUAGUGAUGGAGCGGCUGUCUAAUCCUGGUGUGCGACGCCUUAUAAUUGUGGAAGCUGGAAGCAAGCGCGUAGAAGGCAUUAUCUCACUUAGUGACGUACUCCGGUUCUUGCUUGGUUAAGCUCUUUGCCGCCGCAUCAUCACGUAUUUGUAUGAGAUUCGGGCGGCUUUGAUACCGCCCACCUCUCAUCAAGUCCCACCUCAAAAAACCUUGCUUGGCUUAUGGAAUCAUUUGUGAUAUUUCUUAAUUUAUAGGCCUCAAAUGGUUUUAGAUCCUGGUCUGUUUUUAAGGUAAAUGGCCGCCGGAGGUCUGUAAAUGAUAGGAAUUUUUGUUUCUACCUCCAUUUCUCCUAACUUACCAUGCCAUUGUUACCCUCCCCUGCGCAGCGAAGUCGGUCAGUACCACCUUCUAUUAUUACCUUCCAUAGAGCAUGCAUCUUUCACUUAUUUUCUAACAGAGAAAAAAAAAAAAUAGGGAGGGAUAUUCUCAAGAGAUGUAAGACUGUGAUUGCUGUACCAAUUGUUUUCCGGUUAUGUUUUACCCUUUUUUGCA
Molecule: messenger RNA, 2497 nt
Organism: Dioscorea cayenensis subsp. rotundata (Guinea yam)
Lineage: Eukaryota; Viridiplantae; Streptophyta; Magnoliopsida; Dioscoreales; Dioscoreaceae
Product: sucrose nonfermenting 4-like protein
Exons: 14
Coding region: 599-2065 (488 amino acids)
Source: RefSeq, a predicted model, not a curated record